Molecule: messenger RNA, 1830 nt
Organism: Leucoraja erinaceus (little skate)
Lineage: Eukaryota; Metazoa; Chordata; Chondrichthyes; Rajiformes; Rajidae
Gene: nhp2
Product: NHP2 ribonucleoprotein homolog (yeast)
Exons: 4
Coding region: 24-539 (171 amino acids)
Biological process (GO): snRNA pseudouridine synthesis; rRNA pseudouridine synthesis
Cellular component (GO): box H/ACA snoRNP complex; nucleolus
Molecular function (GO): box H/ACA snoRNA binding
Source: RefSeq, a predicted model, not a curated record
CAGUGACGGGCGGCGCGGACCGGAUGUCCCGCCCCCGCUGCCAUGUGGUGAGUGAGCGAGCGGCCGCGGACAACAUGAAGUCCCCAAAGGUGAAGAAGGAGAAGCUGGACGACGUGAUGGAGCCAGAACCCGAGCCUGAGAAAACAUAUGAGGACUUGGUGGCGAAUGUCAAUGCGAUUGCGCAGCCGCUGGCAUCGAGGAAGCUGAGCAAGAAGCUGUACAAAUGCGUGAAGAAAGCUGCAAAAGUGAAGCAGAUACGCCGAGGAGUGAAGGAAGUCCAGAAAUUCAUCAACAAGGGCGAAAAAGGGAUAGUUGUAUUAGCUGGUGAUACAAUGCCAAUUGAUGUUUAUAGCCACCUUCCAGUUUUGUGUGAAGAUAACAGCCUUCCGUAUGCUUACAUCCCUUCCAAAAUGGAUUUGGGAGCUGCUGCAGGAACCAAACGACCAACGUGUGCAAUAUUGAUCAAAUCUCAUGACGAGUAUAAGGAAUCAUAUGCUGAAUGCUUAGAUGAAGUGCAGUCACUGCCCCAACCUGUAUGAAGAAAUGUUUCAACAAUAUUACAGUCUUUACUACUUACAUUGACAUUGAAUGCAUUCUUAGUAGUGCACAGGAAGAAUUUGUAAUAUGACAUUUUUUUUCUGUUAGUGCCAGCUGCAGAAUUAUUUUCAAUGUUCAUUUUAUAUAUUUGAAAAAUGUACAGAUGUUAUUUGGUUUGUCUUUUUUGGAAAUCUAAUUGUCUAGCAAAUUAAUUUUCUUUCUAUCAUAUUGAUUUCCUACCUUUUGUUUAAUUUGAGAUAAUAUCCCGGGGUCAUUAUCCCAGGGACAAUUUGAGCCAAUAUCCCGGGGUCAUUUUUGGAUUUGGUUGAUGAGAUUGUGUUUAUCCCCUAAUCACAUCAGCAAUUAGAAUCAAUCUUAAUGAUAAGAUCUUAACAGAAAUUUAGGCGAGCUAACAGUGCUUGACAAGGCGGAUUCAUGUCCAUGGCAAGCUUGUUCCUCUUAAAAACUGUGACAUUGUUUUAGACAAUAGGUGCAGGAGCAGGCCAUUUGGCCCUUCGAGCCAGCACCGCCAUUCAAUGUGAUCAUGGCUGAUCAUCCCCAUUUAGUACCCCGUUCCUGCCUUCUCUCCAUAUCCCCUGACUCCGCUAUUUUUAAGAGCCCUAUCUAGCUCUCUCUUGAAAGUAUCCAGAGAACCUGCCUAAACCGCCCUCUGAGGAAAAUAAUUCCACAGACUCACCACUCUGUGAGAAAAGGUGUUUCCUCGUCUCCAUUCUAAAUGGCUUACUCCUUAUUCUUAAACUGUGGCCCCUGGUUCUGGACUCCCCCAACAUCGGGAACAUGCUUCCUGCCUCUAGUGUGUCCAAGCCCAUAACAAUCUUAUAUGUUUCAAUGAGAUACCUCUCAUCCUUCUAAACUCCAGAGUGUACAAGCCCAGCUGCUCCAUUCUCUCAGCAUAUGACAGUCCCGCCAUCCCGGGAAUUAACCUUGUAAACCUUCCUCCAAUUAGGGCACCAAAACUGCACACAAUACUCCAGGUGUGGUCUCAUUAGGGCUCUGUAUAACUGCAGAAGGACCUCUUUGCUCCUAUAUUCGAUUCCUCUUGUUAUAAAGGCCAACAUGCCAUUCGCUUUCUGCACUGCUUGCUUUGUUUUCAUUUUCGGCGCAAGAUCCAUAACUAAUAUAAGAUGGAAUGAACACAUUAGAGCCCUCACAUUGACCCCUGUUUUUAGAUGGAAUAGCACAUAGACUUUUAAGUCACUUAAUUGAUAUCAGUGGCUAUUUAUCUUGGCUAUGAUGUUUGUAAAUGUCUUUAACAAAAGAACCUGAAUAAUA